UCUCUUCCUUAUGACCAACUGACUUGCUUGACUUGGAAACCGACACGAGGAAUUUCCAAUGCAAGCUAGAACCGGACGGCCCAUCUCAACAACCAGCACCUUGGCUUCAUGACAAGACACAUCGAGAUACAGACAACCAGAACCUAUCGCCAUAAUCAGACCAGAGCACCCUGGUAGCGGAUACCGAUGAGAAUCUGAUCCCUGUUAACCCCUUUCCCCGCCAUUGAAAAACACUGCGGGUUCCUUUCGGGAGAGGACCUGCACACCGCCCAACACUCCGCAGGCGACCCCACUUCCAUUCGAAUUUCGCCAGAGGUCCCCUUUUCUCGAAAGGGAGGUCCAAGACUCGGCCAAUUUCGCCAUACAACAAAAGAGAGGGAGAGAAAAAAAAAACAAAAAAAGACAGCUUUGACGGACGCCCUCGCUUUCCCUCCAACAGUCUAGCUGAUAACGCAAAAAAGUCUUCUUUUUUUCGCAAUUAGACCUUUUUUGUUCUUGCUUUGCUUUUGGACAAGCUUGCGACCAGGAUCUUUGUUUUUACUCUCACUUUUUUUGUUUCGUGUUCCUGGGAAGCUACCACCUGGACGCGGACCUAUAAACGAGUAUAGUCAAUUAUUUCGUUGCUAGCUCCGAUCUUUCAUACCGACCGCGGUCCGGUCCUCAACAAUCCCGCGCCGUGCCCCUAGCCCACCCGAACUCGGGGCUUCGCCCGAUUACUUGCUGAACAGCAGCGAACCGCCUGCAGGUUGCGCAGAAAGUCAAUUGGGGCCCUUUUCCACGUGUUCAGACGAGGAGAACAUCCAGUCUCCAGGGCUAGCGCUGAAGAGAAACCUUGUUUCGCGCGCAUACGCUUACUGGACCAGGCCACGCGAACAUUUUUGUUCUGCAGUAUCAAGAAGUUAACCAACUACUGGGUGAUUUUUCGCAAGCAGCCACAAGGAAUUCGACUAUUCUACCUAGCGCCGCCCGCAAGCAGACCAUGGCGCUUGACCAAAUGCAAAAGAGGGAGUUGGCUCCUGCCAGGCCACCCUACGCACAGGUGCGGCGCACAAAGAAGAAGGAAGAUGUGGCCAUGUCUGGCUUUACGAGGUGGUGCGUCAAGCACCAAAUUGGGCUAUCCAUGAACCUUCUCGCACUCCUCGGCCUCACUCAUAUCUUCUUUCCCAAGAGCCGCAAAUACACAACCAAGUUCUUUUCUCAGUCCUACUACAACCCAAGGUCCGGCGAAUACGGUAUUGGCAAGGAUGAUGCCUACCAGAUCUUCUUCUAUAUUACGAUAUUUACAGCGCUGAGGGCUGGUACCAUGGACUAUGUUCUCGCGCCGCUUGCAAGAUGGUGGGGUAUCACCAAAAGGAAAACCAUCGACCGCUUCAGUGAGCAGGGCUAUCUUGUGUUCUACUAUGCUAUUUUCUGGCCCAUGGGAAUGUACAUCUACUGCAACUCGGACUACUAUAUGAACCUGACCAACUUGUGGACCAACUGGCCCAACAGGGAGGUCAGUGGGUUGAUGCGCGUCUACAUGCUCGCACAACUUGCCUUUUGGUUCCAACAGAUCCUCGUCAUUAAUAUCGAGGAGCGCAGGAAAGACCACUGGCAGAUGUUUGCACACCACGUAGUCACCAUCAUCCUCAUCUCAACCUCAUGGCGCUACGGCUUCACGCGUGUCGGCAACCUCAUCCUUAUCUUGAUGGACGGAGUCGACAUUGUGUUCUCUGCUGCUAAACUUUUGAAAUAUACGGGCUUCAACACUGCCUGUGAUGUCUUCUUCGGUCUCUUCAUGCUUAGCUGGGUUAUUGCGCGUCACUUCGUGUACCUCACGGUGUGCUGGUCUAUAUACAAGGAGGCGCCGAGCGUCAUGCCUGACGGCUGCUUCCGCGGCCCGGCUGACAAGAUCGACGGACCUCACCCGGUGCCUUCAGAGCGCGGCCUUGUUUACAUCCUGGAGCCACUCAUCAACAACGAUGCAUUGGUGUGCUUCAACGAUGGGGUGAAAUGGGGAUUCCUCACGUCGCUCCUCUUCCUCCAGGGCAUCUUGUUGGUGUGGCUUGUGGCCAUCUUCCGCGUCGCCAUCAAGGUCCUACGCGGGACGGGUGCUGAGGAUACGCGCAGUGACGACGAAGAGGGCGAGGAGGAGGACAUUGAGGCCGAUGGCGUCUCGUACCACAAGACGGGUGCCGCGCUCAAGGAUGCUGUCGCCGGCCGUGGUGGCAAGACGACGCUUUCUGAAGACGACAAUGACGAGCCGAUCGAGGAGGAGGUCGGCGUAGAGGACAUUGACUUUAAGGGGUGGGGCAGGCGGUCGGGCGUCAAGAGGCAGGCCUCGUCCGCCACUGGGGUCAGUCUGCCCGGGCACAGCGACCGGAAGGAGCUUCUCGGCAGGAUCGGUUGUGAGAAACAGGUUGACUGAGUUUUUCCCGCGGCCUCAUCGAUGCCAGGGUGUUUAGAGCCGACUUGGUUUUUAUGAAGGCAAAGUGAGCUUUACUUUUCAAGACCGGCAGCCAAAAAUUUAGACUCGGAAA
Pyricularia grisea is the source of this 2519-nucleotide messenger RNA. RefSeq lists its product as uncharacterized. The transcript is spliced from 4 exons. Gene Ontology annotation, molecular function: sphingosine N-acyltransferase activity. Gene Ontology annotation, biological process: ceramide biosynthetic process. The record is from RefSeq and is a predicted model, not a curated record. Bases 980 to 2407 code for a protein of 475 amino acids. Lineage: Eukaryota; Fungi; Ascomycota; Sordariomycetes; Magnaporthales; Pyriculariaceae. Gene Ontology annotation, cellular component: membrane.